This is a messenger RNA of Fonsecaea erecta, 1056 nucleotides long. RefSeq lists its product as hypothetical. Bases 1 to 1056 code for a protein of 351 amino acids. The transcript has 2 exons. The record is from RefSeq and is a predicted model, not a curated record. Gene Ontology annotation, cellular component: nucleus. Lineage: Eukaryota; Fungi; Ascomycota; Eurotiomycetes; Chaetothyriales; Herpotrichiellaceae.
AUGGUCAUUGACAACCAAGUUCGACACUACGGCGGCAUCACAUACGAUCACAUGUAUCCCAACAUGCACACAACGCCGCAAUUUAGCGAUCCGUGGUCUCACCAGACCAGCACUUCGAGUUCUUCCUUCCCAACUCUGUCGAAGACCGAUGGUGUGAGAUCCGGCGUCUCAAUGCCUUACUCCCAUAUGCCUCCAGUUACUGGUUCCAUGGCUCAAGGUAGCGCCUUCUCCAGCACUGGGUUUUCUGGCACCGAUUUACUAAGUUACCUUCAAGACUUGCCGCGCCCCAACUACGGCGAACAAGCCUAUUCUGCGCCCACGGCGACCUCCGCGUCGUAUGCGCCGUCUUACUCCUCCCUGACUUACGCCCAAUCUCUGCACCAACAGCAGCAGCAACAGCAACAACAGCAACACCGAAAACUCUCCGACUCGGUUGAGGGCUCUCGCGCCGCAAACGCCAGUUUUGGGGAACUUGACGCUUCUCGGGGCAUGUUGGCGCUGAGCCAUCAGAAUCUGCAAGACCUGACCCCCCGCAACAUCUAUGAGGCUCGAGCGCAGAGGGCGCCGGCAGAUUCCUAUGGCUUUCCGCAAGCGUCGUCGGCUCAUUCGUCGAUUUCAAAUGAAUCCGGUCGAGGCUACACCUACUACGCGCCUAGCUCGGUAGGCUCCGUAACUGAUUCUGCUACAGACUACAGCUCUGCGGCGUCGGAUGCUGGGUAUGACUCUAUGGCGGCAUCUCGUACACUGCCUCGCCCGAACCAACUGCUGGGUCCUCCUCUUGGACCGCCUGCCCCUCAAUCAAUGAUGGGCCAGUUUUCUUCCAAGAUGGCCGCCAACACUCAGAAGAAGCACAAAUGCAAGGUCUGCGACAAGCGAUUCACGCGGCCCAGCUCCUUGCAAACGCACAUGUACAGCCACACUGGUGAAAAACCCUUUGCCUGCGACGUGGAGGGUUGUGGGCGUCACUUCUCGGUCGUCUCCAACUUGCGCCGACACAAGAAAGUGCACAAGGGCGACUCCCUUUCCAAUGCAAGCCAUUCGGACAUCGAGGAGUGA